AUGCAUUCCAAGCCGAGUAAACUUGUUCGCGAUUAUGGAAGUACCAGAUACGUCAGUCUGUCGUCCAUCGUCUCAACUGUGAAUUUCCCGUUGAUCAGCUGCACAGUGUGCGGAAGCGAAAUCAACAUUUUCGACACGAACGAUCAAAGUGUUUUCCAGUGCUCAAAGUGCCACGAAGGCAUACCCAUACGACCUGCUCCGGCCGGAAAGAAAUACGUCCGCUGUCCCUGCAACUGUCUGAUCAUCUGCAGGGAAUCGGCUCUCAAGAUUGUCUGCCCACGAUCCAGCUGCAAGAGGACCACUCAUCUCGUUACUUUAAAGGCCCACAACGCCAUCCCCAGUACGCUCUUCACCUGCGCCUAUUGUUCCAACCCAUUCCGGACCGACCAGCCAGCAGAUCCGGCUGGCGUAUUGGUGCGGUGCCCGCAUUUUCAUUGCAAGAACAUGACGUCCAUCGGUGGGCCCAAACUCGCUAGGAAAUGGGCCAUCGUUUUCCUGAUUUUGAGCACCAUGUUUAUUGCCCUGGCUGCCGGUGUAGCGUACGGAGCUAUCUACGUGGAGCAAACUUCGAAAGGAGUCAUGUACGCCGGUUAUAUCGGAUUGUUUCUCGUCGCCAUGAUCUUGUUAGUUCGCAGCAUUUUCUACUGGACGAUGAAAGUCAGCGAAAAACAAGGAUCUGCCUAA
This is a messenger RNA of Daphnia pulicaria, 684 nucleotides long. Its product is annotated as type I phosphatidylinositol 4,5-bisphosphate 4-phosphatase-B-like. Gene Ontology annotation, biological process: phosphatidylinositol dephosphorylation. The transcript has a single exon. The coding region runs from base 1 to 684 and encodes 227 amino acids. Gene Ontology annotation, cellular component: phagocytic vesicle membrane; late endosome membrane; plasma membrane. The record is from RefSeq and is a predicted model, not a curated record. Lineage: Eukaryota; Metazoa; Arthropoda; Branchiopoda; Diplostraca; Daphniidae. Gene Ontology annotation, molecular function: phosphatidylinositol-4,5-bisphosphate 4-phosphatase activity.